AUGUUCAGACCCACUGCUCUCCGUCUCGCCGUAAGGCGAACUCCCUUCCUCAUCACCAGCUCCGGAGGAGGAAGUGGGAACAAUCAGAUGUAUAUCGUUCUUGGAGCAAUCAUCGCACUAGGCGCUGGAGGUUACUGGUACCUCAAACCCAUGCGUGAUGUGGCAAGCAUGGCUCAUGGAACUAUGAAGUCCGCCCAAGAACAGGCUGGAAAGCUUUCCGAUACAGCGGGUGGAAUGGCCAAAGCUUACCUACCUCCCGGAGCGUUCGCGCUGUAUUCAAGUCUCGCCUCUCAACCCGGGGGCAUCAACGGCUUCCUCACCUCCUUGAAAGACAAAGAUCUGAAGGGAGUCAUUGAGGAGGUAAAGAAGGUCGGAGGUGAUGAUUUGAAAAGGAUCGUCGAGAAGGUGGAGAAGCGAGUGAAGGACGCCGAAGGAAAAGUGGAGAAGAUUGACUGGCAAAGUUUGGCCAAGGAGCUGAAAGAAGAGAUACCCAAAGACAAGCAGCAGUACGUGGACAUGCUGAUCGGUCGACUGCCGAGCAAAGAGUCGAUAGAACAAUAUGUCACCAAGGCCAAAGAGCUGGGAGAGCAAAAGUUGAAAGAGGUGGAAACGUCCGCGAGCAAGAUUCUGGCACAGGUAGAGAAAGCGAGGAAAGAGGGUAGAGGUCAAGCGGAUGCCUUCAUCGCAGGACUGAAGCAGGCGGCUCCUGCCGACGUGGACGACUUGAUCUCUAAACUCAAGGACGUCGCAAAAUCAGCCGGUCUUCCGGCAGAUACAGCUGAAGUAUGGUUGAAAGCAAAAGCAGAGGAUGGAAAGCUCAACGCGGAGCAGCUGGGCAAGCAGUUUGAAGAUCAGCUGCGUGACGCGGCCAAUGCCAUUCCGGGCGAGCCCAAAGAGGUGAUAAGUCAAGUUGAGAAGCUGUCUCCAUCGAUCGCCAAGCUUUUAUCACAAGCGUUGCAGCAAGUAGGGAUAGUGGAUGAGCAAGGCAACAGGAAGAAGUAA
Molecule: messenger RNA, 1002 nt
Organism: Tremella mesenterica DSM 1558
Lineage: Eukaryota; Fungi; Basidiomycota; Tremellomycetes; Tremellales; Tremellaceae
Exons: 6
Coding region: 1-1002 (333 amino acids)
Source: RefSeq, a predicted model, not a curated record